Didymodactylos carnosus is the source of this 1095-nucleotide messenger RNA. The record is from the annotation of a GenBank genome assembly. Lineage: Eukaryota; Metazoa; Rotifera; Eurotatoria; Philodinida; Philodinidae.
AUGUGCAUACCGGGGCAAGAUGGUGAGAAGUUGGCACCCGAAGUUGAUUCACUAUUGAACAAAGAGCAAGACCAAGUCAUUUGUAAAAAGUAUUAUUCAGCAUUUACAGACACGAUACUUGCAAAUAUCCUGCGCGAAGUGAAAGAGAUUCAUAUUUGUGGACUUAUGACAAAUGUUUGUGUUCAAGCAACGGCAACAGAUGCCUUCUUUUACGGAUACAAAGUGUUUAUUUGGACAGAUUGUCUCGGUUACCGAAGCAGGAAACGACAUCAAGAAGCACUCGACAAAAUGCAAAGGUGGUAUGCGACGAUGACAACCGCCAGCAAAUGUCUUGAACAAUCGCAAACUGCAACUCCGCUCUGCAAACCUGUUCUCUACUUUGUCAAUGGUUCUAUACCAAGUUGGCGAGUGAUGAUGGUGCUACACGAAAAAGGCAUCGAUUUCGAAGCGAAACGCCUAAAAGUCAUGUCCACACCCAAAGAAACAAAAUCCAUCGAAUUCCUUACAAUAAAUCCUCGCGGUUUAACACCAACACUUGUCGAUAGUGAUGGUGCGAUUAUCACUGAGUCUCUCGCCAUUCUGCACUAUCUCGAACAAUACUAUCCUCAUACUCUUUCACUGUUACCGAUCACAAAAGCAGAUCAUAUCAAAGUUUUACAACGCGUACAAGAGUCACAAAAUCUAGUUGACAUCUACGAGCCACUAGAAGAAAUUGUGUUUAAGACACCAGAACACGAACAAUCAGCUCAUAAAAGUUCAAUCGUUAAGACUCUCACAUCGAUAGAUCAUGAGCUCAUAUUUUGGGAAACAUAUGCAACAAAGUCAAUGUUUAUUGCUUGUGAUCAAUUUACACUGGCCGAUUGUGCAUUCUAUCCGGUUGUAACCUAUCUGAUCCACAGAGGAUUAAGCAUCGACAAAUUCUCAGCGCUAAAAGAUUAUGUCGAAAGAAUUAGAGCGAAGUCAAGUGCAAUCAAAGCACACCCAAGAGGAUGGGGACCAAAAGGUGGCAAAGUUAACGUUUUCGAGACUGUGAGAACUAUUGUAGAAGGAUGUAAUGAGAAAACCGUUGAUUUAGUGGAAAAAGUCAUCUCGUAA